AUGCGAGCGAGACGUAUCGGUAGUACGCGCAGUAACUCGUCGAGUCUUAGCUCCAAAACGAAGGCAAUACUCAGUCAUUUGGAACGACUGAAUACACCAGCUCGAGAAGCUCGCAAACUUCCUGUGAUGCGUGGAUCAACAGUGCCAUCGGAACGUUGGGCGCCUAUGCGCUCAUGUGCAGCUCCUCCACUUGUCAAAUCCAGUGCGACAGUUCCGUCUCGUAUCCAGCUUCUAUCUUCAUCAAUG
Messenger RNA from Cooperia oncophora, 246 nucleotides. NCBI's taxonomy places the organism in Eukaryota, Metazoa, Nematoda, Chromadorea, Rhabditida, Trichostrongylidae. The record is from the annotation of a GenBank genome assembly.